AUGGCGGCCGCCGGGUCGGAUGCGAAGGUCGAGGCCGACGAGCUGCCCGACUUCGACGAGGCGACCGAUGACAAGGGCGCACGCGAGGACGGGAAGGACGGCGGCGGCCACGGGACGGGCGCCAUCACGGCCUCCGGCUUCAGGGACUUCUUGCUCAGGCCAGAGCUCAUGAAGGCCCUCGUGGCGUGCGGCUUCGAGCACCCUUCCGAGGUGCAACACGCCUGCAUUCCGCAAGCGAUGCUCGGGACCGACAUUCUCUGCCAGGCCAAGUCUGGCAUGGGAAAGACGCACAUGCCAGAGGACCUAGAUGCAUCCACCCAGGAGACUGUCUCGGUUUUGGUCUUGUGCCACACGCGGGAGCUCGCGUACCAGAUCCAGCACGAGUUCAAGCGUCUAGGACAGUUCGUCAAGAAGAUCAAGAUUAGUGCAGUUUUCGGUGGCCACCCCAUCGAUAAGGACAAAGAGAUGCUCAAGAACGGCUGCCACGUGUUGGUGGGGACGCCUGGGCGCGUACUACAGCUCGUGCGGGAGGAGGCUCUGAAGCUCGACAAUCUGAAGCGCUUCAUUUUGGACGAGUGCGACAGAUGUAUCGAUGAGCUGGGUCUGCGCCGCGACGUGCAGCAGAUCUUCAUCAAGACGCCGAGAAAGAAACAGGUGAUGAUGUUCACUGCAACCCUCACUCCCGAGACUGCCAGCAUCUGUAAAAAGUUCAUGACCGAACCGCACGAGAUCACCGUCGAGUCACAGUCCAAGCUCACGCUGCAUGGCCUACUGCAGUAUUAUGUGCAGCUAGAAGAGAAGCAGAAAAACAAAAAACUUAUUGACAUGCUUGACAACUUGGAAUUCAACCAGGUUGUGAUUUUUGUCAAGUCAGUCAAGCGCGCCCUGGCACUCGAUGGCUUGCUAAAUGAGUGCAACUUUCCAUCGAUGACCUUGCACCCAGAAUCCGAUAGGCUCUCCUCGGAUCCUCCCCGAAGCAAGAGGGGGAAAGGGAAUGGUAAGAGAGGGAAAGGCAAUGGUGAAGUGGCAGUCGACGUCCGUCUGGAUAAAUUGCAGGCGUUCAAGGAUUUCAAGAAACGCAUUCUUGUUUCUACCGACCUUUUCGGACGUGGCAUGGAUGUCGAGCGAGUGAACAUCGUCAUCAACUACGAUAUGCCCGAGACAAGCGACGCUUACCUCCAUCGCGUUGGGCGUGCAGGCAGAUUUGGCACGAAGGGCUUAGCCGUGACAUUCUCGUCUACGCAAGAGGACACCAAGGUGUUGAAAAGCGUUCAAGAGCGAUUCGAAGUGAGCAUUCCAGAGAUGCCCGACAAGGUGGACACCACAUCCUACCUGAACGCGUGA
Messenger RNA from Prorocentrum cordatum, 1344 nucleotides. The record is from the annotation of a GenBank genome assembly. Lineage: Eukaryota; Dinophyceae; Prorocentrales; Prorocentraceae.